This is a messenger RNA of Fundulus heteroclitus (mummichog), 5475 nucleotides long. It is a transcript of the gene abcc8, whose product is annotated as ATP-binding cassette, sub-family C (CFTR/MRP), member 8. The record is from RefSeq and is a predicted model, not a curated record. Gene Ontology annotation, molecular function: ATP binding; sulfonylurea receptor activity; ABC-type transporter activity. Gene Ontology annotation, biological process: potassium ion transport; transmembrane transport. The transcript is spliced from 40 exons. Lineage: Eukaryota; Metazoa; Chordata; Actinopteri; Cyprinodontiformes; Fundulidae. Bases 378 to 5306 code for a protein of 1642 amino acids. Gene Ontology annotation, cellular component: membrane.
UACAGUCCUCCUCUCUCGGUUCGUUGUGGCGGCAUGUUUUGGAGCUUGGCUUUGUGACCUCCGUCCAUUGUUCAUGAUAGAUUCCAGAGGUGGCCUUGCACCAGAGGUGGCCUUGUACCUCCUCCUCCUCCGCUUCCUCCUCCUCAUUCCCCUCCUUCCCCUACACGAGCCCCGGGUUCAGCACCGCGGACAGCUCCGAUCUUCCACACGCAAGCCGCCGCCCGCAGUCGGGCGCUCAGAAGCAGACAGGACAGCGAGGAGCUCGACGGCGCUCUGAACACAUGACCGACUGCUGUUUGGGAUAUUUUGCUAUUUUCUUGUCUCACCGACGGACGUGACACCGUUCAAGACUGUUGCUGAAGUCAGGGGCUGCAACAAUGAUCUCCCGAUACAAACCGAGUCCCGGAUCCACCAUGUCCUUGGCUUUCUGUGGAAGCGAGAAUAACUCAUCGGCGUACAAUGUGGACAGGGGCGUUCUCAACAACGGCUGCUUCCUGGACGCGCUCAACGUGGUCCCACAUGUUUUUCUCCUCUUCAUCACCUUUCCCAUCCUCUUCAUUGGUUGGGGCAGCCAGAGUUCGAAGGUGCACAUCCAUCACAGCACUUGGCUUCAUUUUCCUGGACACAACCUGCGCUGGCUCCUCACCUUCGUCCUGCUCUUCAUCCUCGUCUGUGAGAUUGCAGAGGGCAUCGUCUCGGACGGAUUCAGCCAAUCUCCUCAUCUUCACCUGUAUAUGCCUGCUGCUCUGGCCUUCAUGGCUGGCGUCACAUCGAUUGUCUACUAUCACAACAUCGAGACCUCCAACUUCCCGAAACUACUGUUAGCCCUGCUGAUCUACUGGGUACUGGCUUUUAUCAUGAAGACCAUCAAGUUUGCAAAGUACACCGAGCACGGCAUUGGCCCCGGGCAGCUUCGCUACUGCAUCACUGGACUCCUGGUGCUCCUCUAUGGACUUCUACUGGCUGUGGAGAUCAACGUCAUCUUGGGGAGGCGCUACAUGUGUUUCGACGAUCCGACAGAAGUGAAGCCCCCUGAAGACCUCCAGGAUCUUGGUGUUCGUUUCCUGCAGCCCUUCGUCAACUUGCUGUCUAAAUCCACCUACUGGUGGAUGAACACCUUCAUCACCUCUGCUCACAGACGGCCCAUCGACCUGAAGGUCAUUGGCAAACUCCCCAUCGCCAUGCGGGCGCUCACAAACUACAUAAAGCUUCGACAGGAGUUUGAAGAGCAGAAGAAGCCUCAGGGCGUUGCACCUCAAGGUCCGAAGUGGAUCUGGCUGGCUUUGAGGAAAGCCUUCGGCAGGCCUCUCAUCCUCAGCAUCACGUUCCGCAUCAUGGCAGACCUGCUGGGCUUUGCCGGUCCGCUCUGUAUCUCUGGCAUCGUUCAUCACAUCAGCAAAGACAAUCGUACCAUCCAGCAACCGAUGAAGCUCCUCGGCAUCUAUUUCAUUUCCUCCAAAGAAUUCCUGGAGAAUGCAUACGUGUUGGCAGUGCUGCUCUUCAUCGCCCUGCUCCUCCAGAGGACCUUCCUCCAGGUCUCCUACUAUGUGGCCAUCGAAACUGGAAUCAACCUGCGAGGAGCCAUACAGACAAAAAUCUACAACAAAAUCAUGCGGCUGUGCACAUCCAACAUGUCCAUGGGAGAGCUGACUGUCGCUCAGAUUUGUAACCUGGUUGCCAUAGAUACCAACCAGCUCAUGUGGUUCUUCUUCCUCUGUCCUAACCUGUGGGCCAUGCCAGUACAGAUAAUUCUGGGGGUGAUCCUGCUCUACUACCUCUUGGGAAUCAGUGCCUUGAUUGGAGCCACAGUCAUCGCAGUGUUGGCUCCUGUUCAAUACUUUGUGGCCACAAAGCUGUCGCAAACACAAAAGAGUACCCUGGAAUACUCCAGCGAGCGUCUAAAAAAGACAAACGAGUUGCUGCGUGGCAUCAAGCUGCUGAAGCUGUACGCCUGGGAGCACAUCUUCCGUGAAAGCGUGGAGGAGACGAGGGGCAAGGAGCUCACCAGCCUGCAGGCCUUCGCCCUGUACACAUCAAUAUCCAUUUUCAUGAAUGCAGCUAUCCCGAUUGCUGCUGUGCUGACGACAUUUGUGGUUCACGUCCACAUUUCCGAGGACGCCGACCUGUCCCCGGCCGUGGCCUUCGCCUCCCUGUCUCUCUUCCACAUCCUGGUAACCCCGCUCUUCCUCCUCUCCAGUGUGGUGCGCUCCACCGUAAAGGCCCUCGUCAGUGUUCAGAAGCUCAGUGAGUUUUUCUCAAGCGACGAGAUCGGAGACGAACAGGAGCCCAAGGCGACCGUGUCCGCUGAGUGCAGCAACCACAACCAAAACAGAUACCAGGCAGUGUCAUCCUCUAAGCCUUUCCCUUCGUCGUCCUCCUCCUUUUUGUCCCGAUGCCUCCAGCCACUGAAGGUAGUGAACCGGAAGCGCCCUCCAAGGGACGAGUGGAACAACUACAGCUCACAGGGGGACCAGGAAAACAACGGGGGAUCCCAGGAGGUGGACCAAGACAUCUGCAUCAAGAUAACUAGUGGUUAUUUCACCUGGACAGAUGGACCUCCAACACUGUCCAAUGUGGACAUCAAGGUUCCCUUUGGGAAGCUGACGAUGAUUGUGGGUCAGGUAGGCUGUGGGAAGUCGUCUCUGCUGCUGGCAGCACUGGGAGAAAUGCAGAGAGUUUCUGGAACAGUCAUCUGGAACAGUAUGCCCGUCCUUGAAUCUGAAAGAGAUGAAAGUCCCACAGAAAAAGAUGCAGCAGUGGACGAGGACAUCAGGAAGAGAGGCCCUGUGGCCUACGCUUCCCAGAAGCCCUGGCUACUGAACACGUCAGUGAUGGAGAACAUUACCUUUGAGAUGCCGAUGAUAAAAGCAAGAUACAAAGCUGUCAUCGAGGCCUGCUCCCUUCAGCCAGACAUCGACAUCCUUCCACAGGGGGACCAGACAGAGAUCGGUGAGCGGGGCAUCAUCUUAUCUGGAGGACAGAAGCAGCGCAUCAGCGUGGCCAGAGCCCUAUACCAGCAGACCCACGUGGUCUUUCUGGAUGACCCAUUUUCUGCUUUAGACAUCCACCUGAGUGACCAUCUGAUGCAGGCUGGCAUCCUGAAGCUGCUGAGGGAGGAGAAGAGGACAGUGGUUCUGGUCACACACAAACUUCAGUACCUGCCACAUGCUGACUGGAUUAUUGCCAUGAAGGAUGGGACGAUCCAGACUGAAGGGACUCUGAAGGACAUCCAGCACACCGAACCAGAACUCUUCAAACAGUGGAAGACCCUGAUGCACAGGCAGGACCGGGAGUUUGAGACGGAGACUGUUGCACAGAGUAUGACCAAUAUGGAAAGGAAAGACCUACGGAGGGCCAUGUACUCCAGAGAUGCUCUGAGGACGGAGGAGGACGAGGAAGGUGGCACCCCGGGAUGGACUUUUGUGAUGUCUCCGGCAGCGGCGGCAGGUGCCGUCCUUGUGUACGAGCAAGCAGAGGAAUCCUUGGACAGCGAAGAUGACGACAACCUGUCACAGGUGAUGCGUCAGCGAGCCACCAUCCCCUGGCGCUCCUGCGGUACCUACCUGUCCUCCGCAGGCCUCCUCCUCCUCACUCUGCUCCUCCUCUCACAGCUCCUCAAACACACCCUCAUGGUUGCCAUUGACUACUGGCUGGCUCACUGGACGUCGCACGUCAUCAUGGCCAAGAUAGACGCCACGGCUCACAACUGCACCCUCGUUAAGGACUGCGGCUUCAGCCACUCGUGGUAUCUGUCCGUGUUCAGCGUGCUGUGCUGUCUUGGCAUCGUCCUCUGUCUCGCCACCUCUGUGACCGUGGAAUGGACGGGCCUCAAAGUGGCCAAGGGGCUCCACCACAACCUUCUCAACAAGAUCAUUCUGGCCCCCAUGAGGCUGUUUGAGACGACUCCGCUCGGCAGCAUUCUCAACAGGUUUUCCACGGACACAAACACCAUCGACCAGCACAUCCCCACCACCCUGGAGUGCCUCUCCCGCUCCACCCUGCUGUGUCUGUCCGCCCUGGGCGUCAUCUCUUAUGUGACGCCCGUUUUCCUCAUCGCCCUGCUGCCGCUGGCUGUUGCCUGCUACUUCAUCCAGAAAUACUUCCGAGUGGCUUCAAGGGACCUGCAGCAGCUGGAGGACGCAACCCAACUCCCUUUACUCUCCCACUUCUCCGAGACAGUGGAGGGCCUCACCACCAUAAGGGCCCUCAGGUAUGAGCCCAGGUUCAGACAGAGGCUGCUGCAGUUCACCGACGCCAACAACAUCGCCUCGCUCUUCCUCACAGCUGCCAACCGUUGGCUGGAGGUCCGCAUGGAAUACGUUGGAGCCUGUGUGGUGCUGGUGGCGGCUGUGUCCUCCAUCACUAACUCUCUGUACAACCAGCUGUCGCCCGGCCUGGUGGGACUCGGACUCACGUACGCGCUCAUGGUGUCCAACUACAUGAACUGGAUGGUGAGGAACUUGGCAGACAUGGAGGUGCAGCUUGGCUCGGUCAAGAGGAUUAAUGGCCUGCUCAAAACCGAGCCGGAGAAUUACGAGGGACUCCUCACUGUGUCUCAGGUGCCCGACGGUUGGCCCCGACAAGGAGAGAUAAAGAUCCAGAACCUGAGCGUCCGUUACGACACCACCCUAAAACCUGUGCUCAAAAAUGUCAACGCCCAUGUGCAUCCUGGUCAGAAGGUGGGGAUCUGCGGGAGGACGGGCAGCGGCAAAUCUUCUUUCUCCUUGGCCUUCUUCCGCAUGGUGGAUAUGUUCGAGGGGAGGAUUGUGAUUGACAACAUUGACAUCUCCAAGCUGCCUCUGCAGACCCUCAGGUCUCGGCUGUCCAUCAUCCUUCAAGACCCCUUCCUGUUCAGCGGCACCAUCCGGUUCAACCUGGACCCGGAGAUGAAGGCAACAGACGAGAUGCUGUGGGAAGCUCUGGAGAUCGCCCAGCUGAAGCCUGUCGUUAAAACCUUGCCAGGAGGUCUGGACGCCAUGGUGACGGAGGGUGGAGAGAACUUCAGUCAGGGUCAGAGACAGCUCUUCUGUCUGGCCAGAGCCUUCGUGAGGAAGAGCAGCAUCCUCAUCAUGGACGAAGCCACGGCCUCCAUAGACAUGGCGACGGAGAGCAUCCUGCAGAAAGUGGUGAUGACUUCUUUUGCUGACCGGACAGUAGUGACUAUAGCACACCGGGUCCACACCAUCCUGAACGCGGACCUGGUCAUCGUGAUGAAGCGAGGGAUCAUCCUGGAGUACGACCGACCCCAGGCCCUGCUGGACAGAGAGGACAGCGUCUUCGCCUCCUUCGUGCGAGCGGACAAGUAGAGGAAGGGACGCGAGGAGAGGAAAGCUUUGGAAGCGUCAAAGGAAGACAUUCAAAGUGCAAUUGUCCCAUGGAAUAUAUAUAUUCCUUUUAUUUUUUAAUCAUGCUGUAUUAUAUUUGUACAUAAAAUUUAUUGAUUCUUUGUUAAUAAAACAUAAAUUAUCACCACAA